Molecule: messenger RNA, 1796 nt
Organism: Corythoichthys intestinalis (scribbled pipefish)
Lineage: Eukaryota; Metazoa; Chordata; Actinopteri; Syngnathiformes; Syngnathidae
Gene: bpifcl
Product: BPI fold containing family C, like
Exons: 15
Coding region: 122-1555 (477 amino acids)
Molecular function (GO): lipid binding
Source: RefSeq, a predicted model, not a curated record
GCUGUGGUACGUCUUUUGCCAGAACACUUACUACAGCCCAGUCUAUGACUUGAAAACAAUUAGAUCCAAAUGAAAUAAUCUGUAGUCCUUUUAUGGUAAAUAUUAUAUUCUUAGAGCAAAAAUGCUUCCAAGCUUGGUAAUGCUGCUCACGCUCAUCUAUUGCACCUCUGGAGAAAAUCCUGCUAUGCAAGUCAUCCUGACCAACAAAGGACUUCAGUACGGAAAGCACGUGACUGCAGGAUGGAUUCAAGAGACGUUGGAACAUGCCACGCUGCCCGAUAUUAGUGGGAAAAUAAACUUUGCCUUCCUGGUCAACAUACACUACACCUUUUCAGGUGUCACAAUAAGAAAGUGUGACUUUCCAGAACCAUCUGUUGAAUUCUACCAAGACACCUCUGGUUUCAAGAUGUCCAUAACAGGUCUCAACGUUGCAUUUACAGGUGGCUGGGAGGCCCAUUGUUGGUUCAUACAUAGAGGUGGCUCUUUUGACAUGGCUUUGUUUGGAGUGGACCUGGUUUCCAUAGUGCAGCUGGGGAGGGACACUGACGGGCAUCUGUCUUUAACUAGCGUGAACUGCACCGCAGAAACGGGCAAUGUUGACUUACAUUUCUAUGGCGAAAGAAGCUGGGUUCUAAGACAUUUGGAGAGCCGAAUCAAGGACCGGAUUAAAGAUCAACUGCCAACCAUGAUAUGCUCUGCUCUGGAGGAAGUCAUUGCAAACCUGGAGAACUAUCUUAAGGACAUGAAAGUCAACUUCCCGCUGGAUGAAGACGUCACUCUGGAUUUGCCUCUAACUGGCCUGCCUCUUGUUGAGAUGACAAAUCUUCAACUUGGACUCAAGGGCGAAAUCUACAGUAUCAAAAGCCCAAAGGAGCCUCCAUUUCAGGCUCAACCUUUCACCGUACCGCAACAGCCAGGUUACAUGCUAUCUAUAGGUUUAUCUGACUUUACAGCCAACUCAGCUUCCUUCAGCUACUUCUCAUCUGAUUUACUGCAGGCCUUCAUCAAUGACAGCAUGAUACCCCCAUUUUUUCCCGUGCGCCUCAACACAACUUCCAUGGGCCCCUUUAUUCCGCAGCUCCCCGAGAUGUUUCCAGACUUGAUGAUGUUACUGCAGAUUUAUGCCACAGACAUUCCAAUGUUUUCCUUUCACUCCGGGGCUGUCAUGCUGAGCAUGCAGGGUGCGGUUAAGGCCUUUGCCAUCCAGCACACCAGACUGGCACCGCUAUUUAAACUCCAUGUGAACUCCAAUUUCAGUGGCAAAGCAUGGGUCGCCGAUGGACGGCUGAAGGGCUCGGUAACAAUGCAAAACUUCACUCUGAGUCUGAGAGCAAGUGAGAUUGGACCCUUUAAGAUUGAUGGUUUGAAAAACUUGGCUUUGGCGCUAAUGCAAAUAGUCGUUUUGCCACAACUGAAUGACAAACUUGCCACGGGCUUUGCUUUACCUCGAACACUACACGCACAGCUGGUGAACUCAGUUCUCACCGUGGAAGAGGGAUUUGUUGCUUUCUCUUCCGAUGCUGAGCUCAUGACCAGUGACACAAUAUUCAGCUGAACACAAUGUUGGCCGUUCCUUAUGACUCAUGUUGAAACCCAAUGCACUUAAUGCGCUUUUAAUUUUUUAUGCCUACACAUAAUGCUGCAAACUGUAGAGAUACAGUAGAUCAUAUUUCUCAAUGAUUGUAGUUCUUAAAGACAUUCUUUCAUUCUACACCAUGUGAAUCAAGGUUGCUGAAAAUUGACCUACUCCAACUAACAUUGUACCAGAAAUCAUAACAAAUACAAUAAAAACUACA